Molecule: messenger RNA, 1587 nt
Organism: Penicillium pulvis
Lineage: Eukaryota; Fungi; Ascomycota; Eurotiomycetes; Eurotiales; Aspergillaceae
Exons: 2
Coding region: 1-1587 (528 amino acids)
Biological process (GO): transmembrane transport; basic amino acid transport
Cellular component (GO): fungal-type vacuole membrane
Molecular function (GO): basic amino acid transmembrane transporter activity
Source: RefSeq, a predicted model, not a curated record
AUGGCCUCUGAAGAGACGCCCCUGGUCUCUCCUCACCCGGAGGAACGCGCUCUGACGUGGAGGGUAAUCGCGGCAAUUCUGUCGGGUACAAUUGCCUCGUUUGUUGCUGCUGCUGAUGGCACCAUAACCUCCACUCUAUCGUCAACGAUCGCAGGCGAGUUUCAUUCCCUCGCCAUCAUCUCAUGGCUUGGUGCCGGGUACCUCAUAGGCCAGGCCGCGACACAGCCAUUGACUGGAAAACUCAGUGACAUCUUUGGCCGGAAGCCCAGUUUUAUCUUUGCGACGCUGGUGUUCACUCUUGGUAACCUGACAUGUGGAUUUGCCCGUACGCGUACAAUGCUUAUUUUGGGACGGGUCAUUGCCGGUAUUGGGGGAGGUGGCUGUAGCUCGAUUGCCACCUAUAUCUCAUCUGAUCGUAUUCCACCCCGAUAUCGCGGUAUCUGGCAUAGUAUGUCCAUCAUCGCAUUCACUGGUGGUAUGGGCUGUGGAGCGGUGGUUGGAGGUGCGGUCAAUGAUGCUCUAGGCUGGCGAUGGGCGUUUAUUAUGCUUGCGCCAAUCUCGGUCACUGCUGGGACUUGUAUGGCUAUUUUUCUGCCCCAGGAAGAAAUGGGAAAUACCAGUUUCCGCCUCCGAUUGCGGCGAAUUGACUACGGAGGCUCAAUCACAUUGGUCUCGUCCUUAGCAUUGUUUCUUAUCUAUGUGAAUAGUGAAGAACGACAGUCGGUUAUUCCUCUGCUUCUGGCGGCGCUAUUAUUUGCCAUCUUCCUCACGAUCGAGUUACGCUUUGCUAAGGAACCCAUCAUUCCAUUGACUGUCCUGGGCCAGCCUACGGUGUUAGCAGCCUGUCUGUGCACUGCAUUUAUGUCAAUGACAAUGUACACGUUGAUGUAUUAUGUCCCUCUAUAUCUGCAGCUGCGGGGACACUCUACCAGUCAGACGGGAGUUCUGCUUCUCCCCGAGCCGAUUGGUGGUGGGCUGGGGUCUUUUACAGUUGGGCUUGUCACCAGUCUUUCUGGAAAGUACGGAAUUUGGAAGGUUAACCAGCCCAUGUGCAUCGUAAUUGGCUCGGUAGGAAUUGCAACGCUCUCCCUCCACUCACCACCUGUCUUGGCUAUGAUAUACCAGUUUGUUUACGGGUUCGGAUACGGUGGACUUCUAACUGUACUGCUCCUUGCUUUGCUCAGUGCAAUUCCGCAUGAAAUGCAGGCCACUUCGACAUCUGUACUACUUACAUUCCGAUCCAUUGGCCCAACCAUCGGACUGUCGGUUGCCGGCGUCUUGUUUCGCAACCGCCUCAACCAACCAACUGCAGACCCCAAUGAGCAAGGUCAAGUUGCCUCACCGAAUUCGACAGUCAGCUAUCAGCACUUACAUCAGUUCCAUGCUGAUGAUAGUAGCAACCAAUUCCAAGCUCGCCAUAUGUAUGCGCUGCAUGGCACUUUCCAGCUCGCCGCAGCCUUCGCGAUCGUGGGUUUCACUUGCGCCAUGUUUAUAAAAAAUCACAAGUUGAGAUCAUCCUUGCAGAAGAGGGAGAACACUGGGCCACAAAUUGAAAAUGAUGAAGCCCAGGAGCCUGAGCCUGUAUAG